Durusdinium trenchii is the source of this 1707-nucleotide messenger RNA. NCBI's taxonomy places the organism in Eukaryota, Dinophyceae, Suessiales, Symbiodiniaceae. The record is from the annotation of a GenBank genome assembly.
AUGCUCUAUGAGAUCUUCAACGCCGUAGGCCCCGUCGCCUCCAUCCGUGUGUGUCGCGACUCGGUGACGCGAAAGUCCUUGGGCUAUGGCUAUGUGAACUUCCACAGUGUCUCAGAUGCCGAGCGAGCAUUGGAUACGUUGAACUAUUCCAGCAUCAAGGGGCGAUCGUGUCGUAUCAUGUGGAGCCAACGUGAUCCCACACUACGCAAGACCGGCGCAGGGAACAUCUACGUCAGCAACCUUGACCCAAACAUCGAUAACAAGGCUUUGUAUGACACCUUCAGCCUUUUUGGCAACAUUUUGUCUUGCAAAGUGGCCUCCGAUGCACUUGGAAAGUCUCACGGCUACGGAUUUGUGCAUUACGAGUUUGAGGAUGCAGCACGUCAGGCAAUCGAGAGGGUCAAUGGCAUGAUGAUUGGAGAGAAGGCAGUGACAGUGUGUUUAUUUCAGAAAAAGGACAAGGAUGCUCAAAAGCGGGAUUUCACGAAUCUCUACGUCAAAUACUAUCCACAAGACUGGGAUGAAGCAAAGCUUAUGGAGUUCUUCAGUCAGUGUGGACCAGUCACUGCUGCGGCCAUCAAGAUUGACGACAAGGGACGGAAGUUUGCCUUUGUGAACUACGAGAACAGUGAAGAUGCACGGAAGUGUGUGGAUGAGUUGCACGGUAUGGACCUUCGAGAGGACAAGGAGGCGGAGCAGGAAAUGGGUCCGGAUGGUCACCCAGUGGGCCACCUUUACGUGCAGCGCGCACAAGCCAAAAAGGAGCGCCAGGCCGAGUUGCGCUCGCAGUUCACUGACACUCGAGUGGUCAACAAGGCGGUGAACCUUUACGUGAAGAACUUGGAUCCUGAAGUGGAUGAUUCCGACUUGAGGGUGCUGUUUGAGCCAUUCGGCAAGGUUACUUCAGCAGCUGCUGUAAAGGAUGCAUCUGGAAAAUGCAAAGGCUUCGGCUUCGUGUGCUUUGACACCCCCGACGAGGCCACGAAAGCCGUGACGGAGAUGCAUCUCAAGGUGGUGAAGGGAAAGCCUUUGUACGUUGGCUUAGCUGAGAGAAAAGAGGCAAGACAGGAGCGUUUGGCGAAAAGGUAUAAUGCGCCCAGCGGCUUUGGUGGCUUUGGCUACAACAGCUUUGGAGGUAAAGGCAAGAAGGGCAAAGGAAAGAACCAUGGACAUGGCGGCAAGGACAUGAGCAGCAUGGACAUGAUGGGGCCUCAACAAGGAAUGAUGAUGAAUAAUAUGAACAUGCCUGGAAUGGGAAUGAACAUGGGUGGCAUGAUGAGGCCACCUCAAAUGAUGGGCAUGAUGCAGCCUCCGAUGAUGUGCAAAGGAGGCCCUGGACAACAGUCAAUGCCCCCCAUGAAGGGGGGCAUGCCUUGCAUGGGCAAGGGUCCGAUGCCACCAAUGGGGCAAGGUCCUAUGAAUCCGAUGAUGGGGAUGAGACCAAAUAUGCAACCAAUGCAGCCAAUGAUGAGGCCCCCGAACCCGCAGAUGAAUCCUCAAGUGAAUCAAGCAGUGCAGAAGCAGAUGAUCGGUGAGAAGCUUUACCCAAUGGUCGCAAAAUGGCAGCCGGACUUGGCCGGCAAGAUCACUGGCAUGAUGUUGGAGAUGGACAACCAAGAAUUGAUCCACUUGUUGGAGUCGGAACAACGCGUCCGGGAGAAGGUCGAUGAGGCCUUGCGGGUGAUCCAGCAAGCACAUCGCUCAUGA